This is a messenger RNA of Equus quagga, 1964 nucleotides long. It is a transcript of the gene FAM204A, whose product is annotated as family with sequence similarity 204 member A. The record is from RefSeq and is a predicted model, not a curated record. Lineage: Eukaryota; Metazoa; Chordata; Mammalia; Perissodactyla; Equidae. The transcript is spliced from 8 exons. Bases 507 to 1208 code for a protein of 233 amino acids.
ACAGCUGGUUGCGGGGCUGGUUCGGGGCUCCCCGGGCUUCGGGGGGCACAGGUCCGGGAAUGUCUGGGGCGGGGAGCGGGGGAGCCUGUGUGGGCGGCCUCACAGCCUCUCCGCCGGGCCUGCCGAGCCCCCGGCCCGGGCCGGCCUCCGCUUGCUGGGAAGGGGCGCCGCGACGCGUUCCCCGGCCUGUGGACCGGAGUGCGGUUCUCUGUCCCACCCCAGCCAAAGUGAGAGAGGGCGACAAGGCUUUCGAUCGGGAAACAGCCUCCUGUUUCCUGUUGCUGUAUCCUGGAAAAGAGCUGCGGCUGAUAAAGUGUCAGCGGGCUAGACAUCCUGUACCGGAAUCCGCGGCGCUGGCUUCUGUGCCGGGGAGGGGAUGCUUCCCGUUUGGGGGUCGGAGGGUGGCUCUCCCGCCGGAGAGCCUGCAGAGUUCGGGUUGUGAGCUGAGCAGGAAAAGGUGGACCUUUCCAGAGUCACCCUCUUGCAGUCUUGAACCUUAAGAAAAGAUGUGGAGUGGGCUGCUACCUCCUGGCCUAAAUGAAAGUGAUAUUGAGUUGAGUUCUGAAGAUGAAGCCACGUUAGAGAAUUCUGGACUUAACUUACAGGAAGAUAAAGAAGAUGGGACCAUAACAAAAACAGAGAGCUCAGAUUUCCCUACAGAUGGAAUGGAAGCCAAAGGAGAAGCAAAUGUGAAUGCAUAUGAAGAGUGUCCCUCUGGAAUUCCUUUCAGCACGUGGAAUAGAUUUCAAGAAUUGCAUAAAAAACAUUCUGAACAGAAAACCUCAACUUUAAGAUUCAGAAAGAAAAAAAGAAAACGAUCCAGAAAAGGUAAAUUGAAGAAUGAAGAAGAAUCUCGGAGUGAGCAGUCCUCGAGGGAAACCCAGUGGAAGGAGCUUACUCAGUAUUUUGGAGUCAAUGAUAGGUUCGAUCCCCCUGUUAAAAAGAAAAAAAUUGACAAGUCAGGCCUUGAAAAGAGCGUAGACCAGGCUGUGGAAGAGUGGGACAUUGAGAAGGCGGAGGAGCUCAGCAACCAGCUAGCUACUCGAGAGCUUGGUGUAAAAAUUGCCAAAGCAGUUGCCUGCCACAACUUUGUAAAAGCCAAAAAGGAUGCUGAAAAUUCACAGGUUGCUCGAAAAAAGAAGAAACUUGCAUGGGGGUUUGAAGCAAAGAAGAGAUGGGAAACCAAAAGCAACAUGGGAUAUAUGUAACUUGCCAGAGUUCUUCAAGACAUUUGAGUCUUUGAGUUUUCCCUUGAGUCUUCAAUUGCUCAAUUUACUGAAAAGAUUUUCCUGUUUAUGUUCACUGUGUCAGGAAAUUGAUAGAAGUAGAAAAAAUAAGCAUAAAAUUUGCGAGUUGAUUAUCACAUCUUUUCAGUCUCUUUCUUAAGAGCUCAUCCUAUUGAAGUAAAUGAAGUGGAGCAUUCUGUUAUUAGUGCGAGAAAUGUAAGCAUACAUACAGGGAAAAAAGGAUGGGAUUUUAUUUAUUUAUAUAGACCUUCAGUAGAAGAUCAAUUUUACUUUUAUCCAUUUGGUGUAGCAUAGCCAGUGAGCUCCUUGUACUUAUCUGUGCUCAGUGUAACUGCACUUAUUCUGGAAUUGUGUUUUUUUUUUUUUAAAGAUUGGCACCCGAGCUAACAUCUGUUGCCAAUCUUUUCUUGUCUUUUUUUUCCUCCUUCUCCCCAAAGCCCCCCAGUACAUAGUUAUAUAUUCUAGUUGUGAGUGCCUCUGGUUGUUGGAAUUGUGCUUUUAAGAUUGGCAUUUGUUUAUAAUGGAUUAAUCAUAAGUGCAAGAAAGUCUCAAUUGACAUUGUCCUUACAAAUGACUUUAUCUUAACGUUAUGGAAGUAAUUAUUGGUUCUUUAUUGGAGGCAGUAGAGUUAAUGUUUCACAGUCAUAUAAUAAAAACAAUUGAUUAAUUUUUGUGUACCUGCAGAUAAAAUAUUACAAUAAAAAAGGACAGAAUGUA